This is a messenger RNA of Camelina sativa (false flax), 2173 nucleotides long. RefSeq lists its product as uncharacterized. The record is from RefSeq and is a predicted model, not a curated record. Gene Ontology annotation, molecular function: protein binding. NCBI's taxonomy places the organism in Eukaryota, Viridiplantae, Streptophyta, Magnoliopsida, Brassicales, Brassicaceae.
ACCUCAGGAAAAAUAUUUAAAGGAUUGCAUUGAGAGAUUGCAAAAACGAGUGGUGGAUGUUCCUCUGCUCUGUUUUUUCCCCACUUCUCUCUUCUAAAAAUCCGAACUUUUCGCAUUAUCUCUGCCGUUUUGCAUCUCGAUUCUUUUGUCUGAAUUCCCCAAUUCACUCUGUUUUUGCCCACAACACUAUCCUUCCAUGAAAAAAUCGAAACUUUAUCUAGAAGAUGACUCCAUUCUCCUCUGAACUCGUUGGUUUCACCAUCCCUUUCUACUCCAAAACUCAGAAACACUGUUCAAAUUCUUCUCACGGACUGCUGCUACUAUCUCACAAUCGAACCUCCCUCUUAAGCUUCUCAAACUCUAACCCUAACCACGACAAUGUUCAAAAAUCCUUUUCAUCUUCAGGGGCGAGAAACCUUCAAGCCGCCACAACACAAGACGCAACAGUUCCCACCGAACGAAGACAACAACAUUCUCUCGGGUUUAGAGACACACAGAUGCUCAAAAUCUUCCAUCGAUCAUGUCGUUCAGGGAACUACAUCGAGUCUCUGCACUUACUCGAGAGCAUGGUACGUAAAGGUUACAAUCCCGAUGUGAUACUCUGCACUAAGCUCAUUAAAGGUUUCUUCACUCUAAGAAACAUUCCAAAAGCUGUUAGGGUUAUGGAGAUUCUUGAGAAAUUCGGACAGCCUGAUGUUUUUGCUUACAACGCGUUGAUUAAUGGGUUUUGUAAGAUGAAUCGAAUCGAUGAUGCUACCAGAGUUCUUGAUAGGAUGAGAAGUAAAGGCUUUUCGCCAGAUACUGUCACUUACAACAUAAUGAUUGGUAGUUUGUGUAGUAGAGGCAAACUUGUUCUUGCUUUGAAGGUUUUGGAUCAGUUGUUAAGUGAUAACUGUCAACCUACUGUGAUUACUUACACGAUUUUGAUCGAAGCAACGAUGCUUGAAGGCGGAGUUGAUGAAGCGUUGAAGCUUUUGGAUGAGAUGUUGUCUAGAGGGUUAAAACCUGAUAUGUUUACUUACAACACAAUCAUUAGAGGAAUGUGUAAAGAAGGGAUGGUGGAUCGUGCGUUUGAGAUGGUUAGGAAUCUUGAAUUGAGAGGUUGUGAGCCUGAUGUGAUCUCUUAUAACAUCUUGCUUCGAGCUCUUUUGAAUCAAGGGAAAUGGGAAGAAGGAGAGAAGCUUAUGACUAAGAUGUUUUCAGAGAAGUGUGAUCCUAAUGUUGUGACUUAUAGCAUUUUGAUUACUACUCUAUGUCGAGAUGGAAAGAUCGAAGAAGCGUUGAAUCUGCUUAAGCUUAUGAAGGAGAAAGGGUUAAGCCCUGAUGCUUAUAGCUACGAUCCUUUGAUCGCUGCGUUUUGUAGAGAAGGUAGGUUAGAUUUAGCUAUUGAGUUCUUGGAAACUAUGAUCUCGGACGGGUGUUUACCGGACAUAGUUAACUACAACACGGUUUUAGCUACGUUGUGCAAGAACGGGAAAGCUGAUCAAGCGUUGGAGAUUUUCGGGAAGCUAGGAGAAGUAGGCUGCUCACCGAACUCAAGCUCUUACAACACCAUGUUCAGUGCGUUAUGGAGCAGCGGAGAUAAGAUCAGGGCGUUACAUAUGAUAUCAGAGAUGGUAACUCACGGGAUUGAUCCCGAUGAGAUCACAUACAACUCGAUGAUCUCGUGUCUAUGCAGAGAAGGGAUGGUUGAUGAAGCUUAUGAUUUAUUGGUUGAUAUGAGAAGCUGUGAGUUUCAACCAUCGGUUGUUACGUACAACAUUGUGCUUUUGGGAUUCUGUAAAACUCAUAGGAUCGUUGACGCCAUCGAUGUUUUGGAAUCAAUGGUGAGAAAUGGAUGUAAGCCUAACGAAAGUACUUAUACUGUGCUUAUUGAAGGCAUUGGAUUUGCUGGUUACAGAGCAGAAGCAAUGGAGUUAGCUAAUGAUCUUGUUCGAAUCGAUGCCAUUUCUGACUACUCGUUCAAGAGAUUGCAUAGGACUUUCCCUUUACUCAAUGUUUUACAGAGAUCUUCUCAUACUUCUUCUGGUCAUUAAGUGAACAUGUUCUGUUAUUGUUUUUGAUGUCUGUGAACUGUGAUGAAUCAGAAGCAGACAUAACCUAUUCAUUUAGUAAUUGUAUAACUUUGUAAGACCAUAAAACUAAAAAUAUAAAUAAGACUACACUUGAAAUG